AUGUCAGACCAGACACUGUGCAUGUUAGGAUGUGGCAAUCUCGGUACCCCCAUCCUGCACAGCCUCCUCAAUGCUCCUUCAGAUUCUCUCUGCGGUAUCACCCAAUUCAUCGCCUGCGUCAAAAGCGAAUCUUCCGAAAGAAGACUCAAAGAUCGUUUCCCGAUGCACGAGAACCUACGUAUCAUGAGAAACGACAACGUCAACGCUAUCAAAAGCUCCAACGUGAUCAUCCUCGGCGUCGACCCCUCACAAGUAGAAGCAAUACUGGACGACGAUAGCGACAUCGACCAAGGAUUAAAGGGGAAACUACUAAUCAGUAUAGUAGCAGGCUGGACACGUCCAGCUAUCGAAGAGCUGAUCAGCGCCGAGAGCGACUUACGUGAUAAACAGUUUCCAAAUCAACCUAGAGCAUGGGUCUUGCGUACCCUCCCCAACGUAGCAGCGCUCGUUUCACAGUCUAUGACCGCUAUCGAAGACCAUCCCUCACCUUUAUUCCCACCGCAAUUCAAAGACAUAGCAACAGCCAUCUUCACGCAAAUCGGGAAACCCAUGUCCAUCCCACCCGCCCUGAUGCCCGCCACAACAGCUGUAGCAGGCUCUACACCCGCAUUCUGGGCCAUCAUCGUCGACAGCCUCAUCGACGCUGCCGUAGCUGUGGGUCUACCGCGAAAGCUGGCUCAGGAGCAGAUCUACCAGAGUAUGAGGGGCAGUGCGGAGAUGCUUCAGAGUGGGAUACAGCCGGGUGAGUUGAGAGAUAUGGGAACGAGUCCGGAGGGGUGUACGAUUGCGGGGGUUAUGGUGCUGGAGGAAGGUGGGGUGAGGGGUGUGUUGGGGAAGGCGUUGAGGGAGAGUGUUACGGUUGCUAGGGCGAUGGGGAAGGUUGGGGAGAAGGGUAGGGAGGUGCAUGUUAAUGAUACUAGGAAGAUCUAG
Molecule: messenger RNA, 930 nt
Organism: Alternaria conjuncta
Lineage: Eukaryota; Fungi; Ascomycota; Dothideomycetes; Pleosporales; Pleosporaceae
Exons: 2
Coding region: 1-930 (309 amino acids)
Biological process (GO): L-proline biosynthetic process
Molecular function (GO): pyrroline-5-carboxylate reductase activity
Source: RefSeq, a predicted model, not a curated record